UAGUUCCAAAACUCUGUCGCCAGAGUAUACUAGUGUCUAUAUCGAGCGAGACCUGCCUCCGGUCGACGUCAUUGCGUUUUAAACGUGCUACAAGAAACCCAAAAGUUCUUUUUCCGUUAUAUUUUCAUCACGUUUUUCCUACGGUGUGUGUAUAUUACUGCGAAGAGUUAGUCAGUGUGUGUGUGCUUGUGUGCAGUUUAUUCAGGAAUAUUGGGCGGGUAUUUUUCUUUUCACAACUUGCAUCUAUCCCAUACCCAAAGCUUCCCCUCCCCUUUCCAUACUGUUAGCACUAUAGCUCAGGGCAGGGGCUGAACAGGCAUCAGAGAACCACCAGCCGUCGAGUUGUAUGCAAGUCAUAUUUUCCAGUCUCCUCAACUUUCCAAAACAAUAAUACACAGACAAAUCAAUGGCUGGUUUCCGUUUGCCAUGUCUGAAAUCUUUGGCCGUCAAUGUAAGUGGUAUUUCAGCUCGUGUUUCGGCCGGGUCUCAGCACCUCAAGCAGUUUAAGCGGCUUCAAAAUGCAGUGCAUCCUAGGCUUAUGAGCAGCACCGCCUCUAGCGUCAACUUGUCCUCAGAGAGAAUCAAUGAUAACGUCGUCUAUUCACGCCAUGAGGACUGUUUUCUCCACACUCAAAACGUGGUGCAGCGAUUCUUCGAUCAGGCUUCUCUUUGGCCGAAUCACACUGCUGUGGAAUGUGGCAUAACUGGACGAAAAUAUACUUACGACAAAGUACGCAUGUUGGCCCGCCGUUUCGGUAGUUCAUUGGUUCGGAUGGGAUUCAAGAAAGGUGAAGUAUUGGGAAUAGUUCUUCCAAACCUGCCAGAGUUUCCGAUCGCUUUGCUUGGAGCUGCUGGCGUAGGGAUGCCUGUUACCACCGUCAAUCCUAUCUACACUGUUGAAGAAAUAGCGCGUCAAAUGCAAAAUUCGGGUACCAGCGUGAUUGUAACCAUCCCACAAAUGGCUGACACGAUUCGUCAAGUGGCCAGUCUGUGUCCAGAAGUUCGUCGCCUCAUCGUCGUUGGUGGACCCGAAGAAGGAUUUGUGUCCUUAUUAGAAAUGUUUCAAGAUUCUGGAGACUUGUUUAACGACAACAUUGAGAUUGAUCAUUUUGAAGACAUCUUUGUUUUGCCCUAUUCAAGCGGGACUACCGGUCUUCCAAAGGGAGUGAUGCUGACCCAUUCAAACGUGGGUAGCAACAUUCAACAAGUUGUCCAUCCUGGAACAUCUAGACUUAUACAAACAACAUCUAGUAACGUCACAGAUUCCUUUCAAGAAGUCUACAUAUGCGUCCUACCAUUCUUCCAUAUUUAUGGAAUGUCUGCUGUAAUGCUGACGGGGUUGGACCAUGGAGCCAAACUCGUGACUUUGCCGCGUUUCGAAAGCGAAUCUUUCCUUAAUUGCCUUUAUCAGCAACAUCCAACUAUGCUACAACUUGUACCUCCAUUGGUUUCCUUUCUUGCUCAUCGCCCUGACCUGAAAUUGGAAGCCUUCCAUCGAUUGCACACUGUAUUUUGUGGUGCCGCUCCGUUAGGCCCCGCUGCCGCCUCGAAGUUGAUUGAGAGAUUGGGAAAACACGAUCUACUAAUGCAAGAAGGCUAUGGAAUGACUGAAUCAUCUCCUGUCACCCAUAUGAGCCCUAUAGUUGAUCACAAAAUUGGUUCAUUCGGAGAGCCAGUUUCCCGCACCCGAGUUAAAGUGGUUGACCUCAAUACGGGUGAAUCUCUUGGGCCGGGACAAGAAGGAGAGAUGUGUGUUUUUGGUCCGCAGGUUAUGAAAGGCUACUACAAAAACGUAAAAGCCACCGAAGAAACCAUUGAUAGCGCAGGAUGGCUUCAUACCGGAGACAUUGCCUAUUAUGACGAACAAAACCAGUUUUUUAUUGUUGAUCGCCUAAAAGAGCUCAUUAAAGUUAAAGGACUACAGGUAUCCCCGUCGGAGCUCGAAGAUGUUUUACGGCGCCAUCCCGCCGUUUUGGAUGUGGCGGUUAUCGGUGUUCCUGAUGACAUUUCGGGAGAACUCCCUCGUGCUUAUGUUGUGAAAAAAAGUGGUGCUACAGCGUCCAAGGAGGACAUUGCUGUAUUCGUUGACGAAAAAGUUGCGCCUCACAAGCGACUGAAGGGUGGGGUAGUUUUUAUUGAUUCUAUUCCGAAAACAACCACAGGCAAAUUGCUACGCCGUGAAUUGAAAAGCAUGUUAUUGUCUCAGAUCUCAUGAGGCUAACUCACGUUCGACAAUAUUUUUUGCUUUUCAAAAGCUGCUAUACUCUUUAAAAAAAAAAUAACAAAAAAAAAAACAUGCUAUCAAUUCUUGGAAACGACGGUCGAGGUGGUCACUUUCAAAAUUGGUUUUACUUAUACCUGUCCCCUGCAACAUGUAUAACUCAAUUCGUAAUUCCAUUCUAAGCACAUAGUGCCUUGAAGUAACGACUGGUGAAGUGGAUAUUAGUUUUCACCUUCGAUCAAUUUGAAACUCCUGUAAACUGAUAGUUUUGUCAAACGUAUCAUUUGCGACUGCAUUUUAUUCUUUUCCUCUAAAUUUUUGGUGCGUGCAUAAAUUGCGCCAUAAUUGGGUGAGUGUGUCUCGUACAAUGUCAAAUUGUUAUUUCAUGCAAAUGCAUAUUCAAUGCAACAUUAAAUUCGUUACGUCAUGUCACUGAAUCGCACUACGGUACUGUUGUGAACUGUGUUCUUGUCUGUAAAACAUGUAUGUGAAGGUUAUAAUUUUACUUCAAAUCGAAUUUUA
Messenger RNA from Daphnia carinata, 2743 nucleotides. RefSeq lists its product as uncharacterized. NCBI's taxonomy places the organism in Eukaryota, Metazoa, Arthropoda, Branchiopoda, Diplostraca, Daphniidae. The coding region runs from base 407 to 2215 and encodes 602 amino acids. Gene Ontology annotation, molecular function: CoA-ligase activity. The record is from RefSeq and is a predicted model, not a curated record. The transcript has 9 exons.